GAUAGAUUUGAUGAAAAACUUCGUCAAGAUAGUAGAGAUAGUCGAAUAAAAGGUUGUUUAAGUCUUGCUCUAAAAGAUCGAACACAAUUUUUAAGUAGUAUGGAAAAAUUAAGUCGAGAACAAUUAACUAUUGAAGAUUUAGAUCAAUUUAUUAAGUUUUUUGGCGAAAGUAGUCAGGAAAAUAAUUUGAAAAUUCACAAAGAACAAUUAGAUAAUCAAUUAAGAACAAUUUUAGAUGAGAAACAGAAAAAUAAUAAUGAACUUGUAGUAACAGAACAGGCAAAAUUGAUUAAAAUCAAUUAUGAAAUGAGUGAAAUUCAAAAACAACUUGAUUAUUAUGUUGCGAAAUUUGAAAUUACUAAAGAAAUUAAUAUUGAUGAUUUAAUUGUCUUACUAGGAGAGAAAAUUGAAUUAGUUAUUGCUCCUUAUACUUUUUCAAAAGAGACAAUUGAUAAAAUUAUAGCAAUUGGAAAAAUAACAGAAAAUAAAAAUGUUGCAAUUGCUAUUGUUCAGUUUUUAAAUAUUUUAUCUGAUACAAAACAAAUAGAAGAAGAAAUUGAAAAAGUGUUAGCUAACAUUUUACCUCAAAUUCCUCAAGAUGAUACAGUAAACAUUGUUUUGACUCUUAGUAAAAAGUUAGUAAAAAUUGUAAAUUAUUCGAGUUUAUUAAAAUUUAUGUAUGAAAUAUUGAUUGAGAAUAAAAAUAAAAUUUUGAGACAAAAUGCAUUUAAACUUUUACAAACGUGUGAAUUUUAUUCAAAUAAUCUUAAAUAUAUAAAUCAAACAAUUAAAUUAGAAAAAAAAUGUUUGAAUAAAGAUAAAAAUAUAUUUGAAGAUUGUUUAGAACAAGUAAAAAUUCAAAAUAAAUUAACAUUAAAUUGUUUUGAAGAAUUAAUAAAAGAUUUUUCUGUAAAUGAAAUUAGUAAAAUAAUUGAACAGAUUAUUGAACAAGAUAUACAAAAGAUACCAAAAUUUUUUAUUGAAAAAUUUCUUGAAUAUCAAAAAAUGUCUUGUUCAGAUAAGAAUAGUCAAACAACAGCAAAUAUAAUGAGUAUUAGAAAGUCAUUGAUUCGAGGAAAAUAUAUUAAUUUAACACAAAUUCAAAAUAUUGAAGAAUUAAUUGAUCAUCCAAACGUAAGCAAUGAUGUUUUUGAUAUUUUGUUUGCUGAAUUUACUAAUGGAAAUAAUAUUUCAAAUGAAAUUAUUGAAAAAGUUAAACGUACAGCAAUAACUAAUGAAUAUGCAGAAAAUUUGAUAAAAUUAAUAGAUAAAACGUCCAGUAGUAUUGAUAUAUUAAGAAAUCCGAGAAAACAUUUAAUAGAACGAAAAGACGCUCUUGAUAAUAUUGUAAAUGAUAAGCGAAAUCAUACACCGUAUGCAGCGAAAAUAUUACAAAUACUUAUUAAAAAUGAUAAUGAUUUAAGAGAAGAUUGUUUUAAAGCAUUGAUAACAAUAUUGCCAAUUGAUUAUACAAAAACAGAUUUUAAAAUUGAUUUAAAUGAAAUAGCAAAAUCUAUUUAUGAUUGUAAUAUUAGCAUAGAAAAUCUUGCUAUUUUAGUAUAUAAGGACAAAACAGCAGAUUUAUCACCUAUUUUGCCUAUAAUAAUCGAUCGAAUUGUUGAUCAACAAGUCAGUGUACUGACUUUAUUAGGUGAAAUAUCUUGUUUUGAACAAGGAGAUAAACUUAUUGGCAGUCAAAUUGAGAAUUUAUUGAGUAUAGCUUCUGAUACAACUAAUAAUGAACUUCGAAUUAAAAUUGUGAAUAUUAUAGAAAACAGUAUAAAAAGUAAAGAAGAUCGUGAUAAUAUUGAAAUUUUAAAACGAAAUAAAAUUGAUGAAACAGAAAUUAAAUCUUGCUUGACUAAUGAAUUACAUGAACUAAAUAGUUUAUCAAAAUUAGAUAUUAAUAAGGAAAUGUUACAGAAUUUAAACAAAAAUAUUCAAGAGCAAGGACAUUCAAUUACUGAAGAUAAAAUAAUUUUGUUAAUUGAAGCGUUAGUAAAUUCAAAAUAUGAAAAUCUUCAACAGCAGAUAAGCGAAACAUUAUUACAAAUAGAUAUUGAACAAGGUUUAAACAAUAAGGCUAGAACUAUUUUAUAUGAUUUAAUAAUUCAAAAUUCAAAACUUAUCAGUAUAUCGAGUAUCGUAUGUAUUGUGACCAUUGCUCUAAGUAGAAGUGAUACAGAGGUACCUGAUAAAAUAAUACAAAAUUUAUGGAUACAAUUUGAAAGAGAAAAUAUAGAAGAUGAGACAUUUAUGCAUAGUUUAAUUUAUGCUGUAACAACACUUAUUGCUAAAAAAGAACAAGAAAUACCUAAAAACAUAUUGAAAAGAGUAGCCAAUGUUUUAACAAAUAAAAGAGAUGAUAUACAAUUAAGAAUUGCUUGUGCAAAUAUUUUAUCAAAAGAGAUAGAACAAAAUCUCAAUUAUGUUGAGAUAUCUCGAUCACUUAUUAAAUCAUUGCAAGUAGUAGCAUUAGAAUCGAGAAACAAUAAAAAUGAAGAUAUAUUGAAUAAAUUUAUUUUUCAAAUAUUAGAAAAAUCUGCUAAAGAAAAUGAUUUAUCAGAUCAGUUUUUCAUCGAGUAUUACGAUAAACUUAAAAAACGGGCAAUAAUUUUAGAAGAAAAUUUGAGUAAACAAGAUUCUUUAGCACAAUUAAGCCGAUUAGAUGCAUAUAUUUUAACAGAAUCAAAUAAUUUAAAAAAAUUUCAUCUGUUAAAUACGCUUAAUAGUACACUUGUAAAUUGUCAAAAUAUUGACAUGACAAUUUUUAAUCAAUUUGAUUCGAGUGAAUGGGAAAAAGAAAUAUUAUGUAGUGAAUUAUUAACAGGAAUAUUUAAAUUAAUUUCACAAAAAGAUGAAGGAAUAAAUGAAUUUGAAUUAGACAAAUUUCGAAAAAAUAUUAAUUUAGUAGAAAUUAAUCUAACAAAAACUAUAUUAAAAAUAUUAAUUGAUAAACAAAAUAUUUAUCAAUUUGAUCUUGAAUCUGUUAACGAUAUUUUAUUCAUGUUAUUACAAUUAGGUGGAAAAAAACGAAUUAGUCACUCAGAGUCACUCACAUCCGCACAGAGCCACGAAGAGACACUCAUAGCCACUCAGAACCACUCGAACACAUCUGAAUGUGUGUUUUCGCCCUUGGAUAGCUCCUUAGACGAAACAACGAUUAUCAUCGCUUUGAAUAUUUUACAAAAGAAAGAUGAUAGUUUUUUUCUAGAAUUACAAGAAUUAUGGUUAAGUAAAAGAUUUGAACAUUUUAAAAUAAAAUUUAAUGAUGAAAAUUUAAAAAUAUUGAAUACAUAUUUAACAUUCAGAUGUGAAAUAAUAAAUCAUAUUUUAAGUAAAAUAAAAGAAAAUACAAAAAUUGAAGAAUUAAUUGAAUUUUUUGUAAUAUUAACAAAUUGUGGUUUAACACAAAAUAGUUGUGAAAAUUUUUUAGUAAAUGAAAUUGUUCAUAAAACAAAUAUUAAAAAUUGGCAAUUAAAAUUAAAUGAUAGAUUAGUAGGAUUACAUUUAACGAAUGAAUAUCCAAUCUAUAGUAAUUAUCUUAAAAAUAUGAACAAUUAUAAAUUGGCACUAUCAAAAAAUGUUGUAUUUACUAAAAAUGCGUAUAAUCAAGCAAAUACAACAUAUUCGUACAAUGCAAAUGAUAUUGUACAAAUAUCUUCAGAAUGGAUGAAAGAUUUUGCUAAUAGUUUUAGAAUUACAAAAGCGUUAGAUCAACAAGUUGACAGAAGUUUACGUGAUAUUUUAACGAAAAUUUUAAUUGAAUAUAAACAAGAUCAAAAAUCGACAAUUAUUCCUUUAAAUAUUGUCGAUAAUCAUUGGAUUGUUUUGACAAUUAUUCAUCAUCAAAAUAAGGAUAUCGCAUUGUAUAAAGAUUCGUUAGGUGAAGAUAAUUUUGUUAAGAAAAGAGAAGAAAUACAGAAGAUAUUACUAGAGAAAUUUGAAAAUAUUAUUUUUAAAUUUCAUAAAUCUUGUGAUCAGUCAGAUUGUUAUAAUUCUGGAGUAUUUGUUCUAGCCAAUAUGAAGAUUAUUGCUAAACAAUUGAUUGAUAAUAAAAAAUAUUUUAUUGAAAAUUAUGAAAUGAAUAAUUUUAUUAGUGAAAAGGGAGUAAUAGAACUUCGUCAAGAAACAUUUCCAAAGAUGUAUGCUUUAAGUAUAUGUCAGUUAUAUAAGCGAAAAAAAGUUGUUAAUCAUCAUUCUGUUGAACUGAAAUUAAUUCAGAAAUUACUUGAAGAGAAAAACGACAUUGUAAAUUAUUCGAUAGUUAAAGAAAAAGAAAAGGAACUUGAAAAAAAUGAACUACGAUUAUCAAUUGAAUUACCUGAAGAAGAAAAUUUAGUAAAAAAGAAUUAUCAAUAUUUGUAUGUAAUUGAAACUUCAAAAUAUUUGAAUUUUGAUCAUAGUAGUGAUUUAAGAAAGAAAAUUAUAGCUAUUCUAGGCAUAAAAGAAAUAUAUUCUGUAGAAGAAAAUGUUGUUAAGAUAUUAGAUCAAAAAUUAACAGUUCUUAGUAAAAUACAACAGAAAAAAUUAGAUCAAAGUGAAUUAACAAUUAAAACAUCUGAUAGUGAACUGAAAGGAUUAUUAGACGAAUUGAGUGUUGAUUCUAA
Molecule: messenger RNA, 4610 nt
Organism: Didymodactylos carnosus
Lineage: Eukaryota; Metazoa; Rotifera; Eurotatoria; Philodinida; Philodinidae
Source: the annotation of a GenBank genome assembly